Diversispora eburnea is the source of this 633-nucleotide messenger RNA. NCBI's taxonomy places the organism in Eukaryota, Fungi, Glomeromycota, Glomeromycetes, Diversisporales, Diversisporaceae. The record is from the annotation of a GenBank genome assembly.
AUGUCAUCCGAUAAUUUAUCAAUCCCCAUUACAAAAUUACAAUGGGGUCUACGAGGAUCUCAAAUUUUUUUCGCAUUUCUUUCGAUGGCAUGUAUUGCUGCUGUCAUAGCCUUUGAUAAUAAAUUUAUGUCUGGUUCUUUAUUUUCAGUUGCCCACAUUUUUAUCAUGAUUGUUUCAAUGUUUUUUGCGGCUUUAAUUGUUGGUAUCCCACAUAUUUAUUUAGAAUAUGGCAAAUGCAAAUCUACUGCCAGAGCAUUAAGGGUUCCUAGGACUGAAUUUGUUUUAACAGCAAUUUGGGGUGUCCUAAUAUUCAUAGUUUCUGUAGCAUUGACUAUCGAAGUUUCCUUAAGAAAUUGUGAUCCUUAUUCGGCAGAUUUUCAAAAAUAUAACACAGGAGAUAAUAAUGAUACUUUCAUUGGAGGUUUAGCUCGUAAUUGUAGAACUGAACGUGCUGGAGUUGCAUUUGGAUGGUUUUGCCUUAUUGCAUGGUUGACUUCUCUUGUUCUUAUUGGUAUAGGUUUGUAUAAGAAUCGACGUCAACCAAUACCACAUAAAGAUGAAGUUACAAUGCACUCUAAUUCAACAACUUCGUCAUUGGAAGUUCCCACCACCGCAACUAUUCCUCCGAAUUAA